GCAGGGGCGCGGCAAGCAAAAGAAAGCCAUGACUUGUUUGUGGGAUGGGGAAAAGGGAGCUAGGAUUCAUAUGUGCGCAACUUUGCACCGCCAGGGUCUAACCACUUGUGCGGGGUAUGCGGUUCGCCCGGUACUUCCGCUUGCUUCGCGGUGUGCUUGCAGGUCGGGAGAGUAGGUAUAACUCCCAGAUCCCUCCUCCUCCCACCAAGGUCCCUCCUUCCCCUCUCCCGUCUCUUGGUUUGUUCUCCCCGCCAGCUGGACCUUUGCACGAUAGAGAGAGCCGCCGCAGUCACUCGUUUACCUCACUAUUCAAUCCUCGGUGUCCAUCUCUCUUCUCUAUUCGUUCGCUCUCUAUCACAACGCCUCCUCGGCCUCGCCCCCCAUUACUUGCUUUCAUUCCAACCUGUAUCUGCCGGCACCUGGAGUGGCGUCAUACAGCCUGUCGUCACCCACGCUGCCAAUAAUCAUCCCUCCUCAGCUGAGCCGGGCGCAUCAAUUUUCACGGAAAAUCCAAAUUUGGCAACACAACGUCGCGCAUCGCUCUGAUUGGACGAACCCAAGCCGGCUACUGGGCAGAAAGAAACGGGAAACAGGCUCAGCCGCAGUAAGCGUCGAGAGGAAGGGAGACCAACGAGGGAGGAAAAAAUCGAUCGGCGCAUUCUUCGAUAAACAUUUCUCCGAGACCUUCGGGGCCGCUGAGAAGCCGACGCCAUCCAUCCGGCUCGGGAGCAAGGUGCAGCAGCAGCAGCAGCAGCACACCCACCCGCAACGAGGAACAAACGAUCCAUUGGCUCCGACAAACAAACACUGAGCUUGGUACCUUGCACUGCGCGGGGCCCGUGCGACAUUUCGAUCCCACCAAGACCUGCAGGCACACUCCCUGCCCUGGGGCCUUACACACGCCCACCCCAUUAUCACACCACACCAACGGCGGGCAAGCACACCAUCCACACCCCCUUGUCCCGUUGCGACUCUCGUCCCGUCCGACGCCCAACCAAUGCGACGAGACUUGACUUGUGUCCCAGAUCCGGAUCGCAAGUAAUCAACAAAACCCGGGACUGCCCACCCUCACCCACGCGACGCGUUGGACACGAUAACAUUUAGCCUUAUUCGUCGCCCACCCCCCCACAUUUUGGAGGCCAUCGUCCAUCGUCCAUCGUGUUGCUCUCGCCGGCCGAUUUUCUCACCUUUUCCCCUUGCGGGCUUCGUCUUUGUGUAUCGCAUCUUUGCGAUCCUCCAGCCCUCGCGCCUUGUGGGACUGGAGACUGGUCUAGACUUUUCCUGUCCGAAAACACAAAUCCUAGCCUUGCGCUCUCCCGGCCAAGUCAGCCAGCGUGUGAGACCAAGGAGGUUCCACGAGGCCCGAUAUUGCGGCCACACCGGGACGGACCCAAGGCCACUUCCUCCACACAAACCCGUUCGGUUUCCCCCGCUGUUGUUCGUUAUCACCCCUGGUCGCAUAUCGCCCACUCUGCCGUAUCUGGACGACAGCCUGCCUCAUAAGAAGUUCUUCUCGGACACAGUCAACACUGCCUCCAUGAAAACGGUUCGCAAACCGCGCCCCAGCCAUAUCGACUGCGCAACCACGCUUCCGCAGCAUCUUUCACGUGCCGGCGACGAUCCGUCGACUACGACGCCUUUAUCCAUCAUUCUCCGACGAGGCGGGACCACACAGCCCGCUCUUUGCCAUCCACCAAAAAACCCCACUGAUCUUGACAGACACCGAACACGGAUUUGACUCGGGUGUUUCCUUUUCAUUCCAGUUUCCUCCUGUUCUUAGCGUUCUCUGUUUCGAGCCGGGUUUCCUUCCUGGGAAGUCUAGGCGCGAGGUCAAGGUGGAUCCUUGCCUGACGACCGCAACCACCAUCUUGCCCUCUGAGAGGAUCCUCGCUGGACGUUUCUUUCGGCAUUGACCCGCGUCGACCGCCUCAGCGCACCGCAUCCAUUGGACUUCCUCUUGGCUUCGGGCGCUGGACUGCUCGACGUCAUCUUGAGUCGACAGUUCAAACAAGUAGACAGAAACCAAAACACCGACUAGCUCUCUCAUAGACAAGAUGAGCUUCACCCAGCGGGUACCCGCGCUUUUGGGCGCCACCGCCAUUGUGGCCACGACGGCAUUGGUCGUGGUGCACAUAAUCCUGGCGCAAGCCCUGAGGUCAGCACCCUCAACCCCGUUGAGAGUCACCGAUAUUGCUGCCUCGGUGCUCGAAGCAGCCGUCCUUGCCAUGUUUGGCUGGGUGUUCUCGCUGCACGUCAACACACGGGCCAAGAACCCCUUUGACAGCCACGGCCUCGUCUGGUUCGGGCUGUUGACGCUCGUCUGCGUAACCUCUGCUACAGUCUCGGCGGCCGCAAUGGUGUGCCUCAGCAGCGCGGCAAGCAGCCUGCCCGACACCAUCAUGGGAUCCGCCGCGAUCCCGUUCCUGGUUGGCGGCUCUGUCACUCUUGGAGUGACCUUUGCUCUGCAGCUCAUCUUCCUUGUCUCGCACUUUGCUCUGCACAGGAUGCUCGGCAUCGGUCGGGCGGCCGACGACCUGGAGCAGGGCAGCCAGAGGAUGCCAGCGCAGAUCAAGUCCAUCCCCUACAGCAAGACCUCGAGCCCCGUCACCACCAGGACCCGCAAGGGCUCCGUGGGCUCGCCGACCCCGCCGGGCUCAAGCAGCGGGCGCUCGACCGCAGAGACCAUGAGCUCUUUCCGCUCGUCCUUCUCGCACGCCGUCCGCCCCAUCACUUCUAAGACGAGGCUGAUCCGCGGCGGCAACCAGAAGUCGCCGCGUCGUGCCGGAUCGGCGGACUCGUGCGCGAACAGGGAGCGGAUGAGCACUGGCGAUGACGCCUUUGACUCAUGGGACACGUCGUCGGUCGACCCCCGGAGCCGGGAGAUGCUGCUGCAGACGACCGGAACGAUUGUGACGCUGCCCGCCAAGCACCUUCUCGAGACCAUCCCCGCCAGCCCCACGACCAGCCGGAGCCCCAGCCCCGGGAUGCCCCUCGAGCUCGAACCCCCGCCGCGGCGCCCGCGCAGGGCCCGAAGCUACAGCCCCGUCGGCCUGCGCGCCCGGACCAAUUCGGGUGGCAUCACGCAGCACACGAUCGUGAGCGAAUCGCACAUUCACCCACUAUUCCGCUCCGACUCGCCCACGCCCCCGCCGCUGGCCACGCCUGGCACAAUCGUGGUGGCGUCGCCCAAUGGCGGCCAGGUCCUGGCAUCAGACUCGCACAGCAUCCGGUCGCUGUCGAUGAGCAGCCGGAUGCGCAGCGGAAGCAUGCCCCAGGCUUCGAGCCCGCUCAGCCGGCAAGGAAGCGUCGAGGACUUCGCCUCAGUGAGGGGGCGGACCGGAGGUGUCUCCCCGCGCGACGACAGGCGCUUGGUCGAGCUGGACCUCCACGAAGAAGAGGAAGAAGAGGAGAGGUCCGAGAAGAAGACGGCCUCGGCAUCCGACGAAGACGAAGAGAGGCGGCUGACACCAACAAUACCCGCCAUACCCGACUGGGUCUUGACGGCCGGGUGUCGGACGAGCCUGCACCGCUACAACAGCAGAGCGCAGCGGACAGACGAGCGGUAGUGGCCACAGGUGGGCGGUGGCAGACGUGACGCUUUUACGAAUCCCGAUAUGACCUCGUUAUGCGCGGGUAGGAAUUUUCUUGCGUAUUUUGCUUUUUUUGAUUCCCCCUUGCGUUCAGGAGUCUCUGGGUCUUCACGAAAAUAAAGAGGGAAAGCCUGGGAGUCGCAGGUGGGUGACGGUUCAUGAGACGGCGGCGACGCUGUGAGGAGACCUGGGCGGAGGGGAACGAGCCUAUACCAUGUACCAACCGGUACCCAUUUCAUUGCGUCUUUUAAUGUCUGGUUUUUAUUUUUGGUUGGCCACGGGAGUGUUAUGACUUCCUUUGGUUGGCGGUUGGAGGCGGAGGGAUGAUACCACUGGAUCGGGUUUCUUUAGUCUGUUCCUCGUUACGAUUUUGUUUUCUUUUUUGUCUUAAGGAGUCUCAACUACUGGGUGCAGAUCAUUCAGAUCUUCUGCGAGCGAACUACGGAGCCAAAAAGUGCCGCUAGAUAGUUGUAAGAAAAAGAGUAAAAAUAAUAUCUAAAAGGUCAAACACCCAAUAGAUGGAAGCCAUAGAACAGGAAGUCCCGGGUAAAGAAGGACGUGGCAACGUUGAGAUCAGGAGAAAAAAAAGGAGUACCUGGUGGGAUGCUGCCCGUUCGGUCCUUUCG
Molecule: messenger RNA, 4216 nt
Organism: Gaeumannomyces tritici R3-111a-1
Lineage: Eukaryota; Fungi; Ascomycota; Sordariomycetes; Magnaporthales; Magnaporthaceae
Exons: 1
Coding region: 2055-3566 (503 amino acids)
Source: RefSeq, a predicted model, not a curated record